AUGUAUCUGGCCUCUUCUCCACAAUAUGAAGAGACGAAUGAUGAGGCCGAUUUAGACUUUUUGAGCGUUUCUCUGAACCAAAGCAGUGAAGACUCAGAAAAAUGGAUGAACCUCAAAUCAGGAGGUAAUGAAGGUUAUGAAGACAGCUCAGAGUUGGGGCUAGAUUAUCAGAGUCCUUCAAGACUCAGUCCAAUGCCACCUUCACAAAAUCCUUUAGUAUUGUUGGUAGAUGAGAUUCAGUCGGACUUAAGUGCUGAGUCCAUGUUUGAAAGUAAUUUGCCAUCUCACGCUUACAAAUCUGCACCUAAAGCCAAAUCUCCAGUGAAAUCAAAAGCAUCAAAGAAGUUUCGGGAUGAUCUGGAGAAAUGGGAAAGGGACGAGGAGAAAUGCCUGGAGGCCGAAAGCAAAGACAGACUUUUGUCUCUGAGUCAGUCGCUGUUGGAAAAAAGCCAAGCAGAAGAGAAAAGAAUGAAGGAAGAAUCGGCAAAACAAUUAAAAGAACUUCAAGAGACCCUCAAAACCGAUCGCAAACGGCAAGAGGAUGAAAUACGGCAAGAAAAUGAGGCUAUACUUGAGAGGCUGAAAUCUGAAUUGAAAGAUGAACAGGCCAAAACUGUCCAGAAACUCAAGGCUCGUAAUAGGAAAAGAUUGGAGCAACUGCAGGCUGAGUUAGAGGUGGAGUUGACCGAAGAGAAAGAAAAGUUGCAGAAAAUGAAAGCCAAAAGACAGGACUCGUUAAUGCAAGAAAGCAGAGAGCAUGACUUUCACAGAGACACCACAAAGUCUUUUAGAUUUGUACGUCAGGAAGUGGAGCAGGAGCAGAAACGUACAUUGGAACGGAUGAGCGAAGAUCAUGAGAAAGAGAUCAGAAUAAUCAGGGAGAAACACUCUGAGGACAAGAUUCUUCUGAAGGAGCAGCUUCUUUCUCGCUUCAACCAAGAGAAGGAGCAGCGAGAGGAGUGUCUAGCACUCAGUCUGCAGAAACUGGACUUUGAGCACGAGGCAGAAGUUCUGAAAAGGAAACGGGAAAAUUCAGACAAAAUGUUGGAGCUGAAGACGCUGUCAAGUGAGCUGGAAGUGAGACGUGACCAACUGGAGAGCCAAGAAGCCGCGCUCAAGACUAGAGCGGAGAGAUUGACUAAAAGAAUGAGUUAUUUAGAAGGAGAAGACAAGGCAGAAGAGAGAAAUAUGAAGUCUCCUCCAAGUCAAGUGUGUAAGGAGGAGGCGAAAAGAGACCAGGAGGAGAAACGUCAGCUGUACGUAUCAGGCUGUCAAUGUGACGUUUCCUUAGACCUGCUGAAGAAGAGCAACGACGAGCUGAGAACUUGUCACCAGGAGAGAGAGAACCUGGUGACGAAGCUGGACCAGCUGCAGAGACAGCACAACACGCUGAGCACCAGAAUGAAUGAGUUUGAAACGAGUUCCUCAAGAUCGGACGUAAAAAGCUCUAAAAUGUUCAAUGAAGAGCCUUCUUAUAAGGGGGACUGGAGAUCUGGGUCACCUCCUGGAUCCAGCAAUGUGGACGUCGAGCACAGAGCCAGACGCUUCCUAAAGUUGGAAGCAGACAGACUGGAGGACUUGAGGAGAAGAGAGUCUGAAUCACCAAGUUCAAGGUUUUUGUCCUCUUGGGGUAAAUACAGGACAGAGUAUGCACACAACAGUAUGGUGGAUCUCAAUAACAGAGGGUACCGCUAUUAA
This is a messenger RNA of Knipowitschia caucasica, 1698 nucleotides long. The record is from the annotation of a GenBank genome assembly. NCBI's taxonomy places the organism in Eukaryota, Metazoa, Chordata, Actinopteri, Gobiiformes, Gobiidae.